Molecule: messenger RNA, 2371 nt
Organism: Gymnogyps californianus (California condor)
Lineage: Eukaryota; Metazoa; Chordata; Aves; Accipitriformes; Cathartidae
Gene: TPD52L1
Product: TPD52 like 1
Exons: 8
Coding region: 35-667 (210 amino acids)
Biological process (GO): positive regulation of MAP kinase activity; positive regulation of apoptotic signaling pathway
Cellular component (GO): cytoplasm
Source: RefSeq, a predicted model, not a curated record
GCGCGGGGCGGCGGCCGGCAGAGCCCCCCGCGCCAUGGAGCCGCAGGCACAGGGCCUGUUGGAAACCCAGUCUUUGCAUGAAGCAGAUGAAGAUGUGGUCACUGAUGUUGAUUUCACCAAUAUGAUUUCUGAAGAAGAAAAAGAAGAGUUAAAGAUUGAGCUAGCCAAGCUAGAGGAUGAAAUUUCAACUUUGCGGCAAGUGCUAGCAGCCAAAGAAAAGCACCUGGUUGAAAUUAAACAAAAGCUUGGCAUAAGUCUGAUGAAUGAACUGAAGCAGAACUUUAGCAGAAGCUGGCAUGAUAUGCAGACAACUUCUGCUUACAAGAAAACACAUGAGACCCUGAGCCAUGCAGGACAAAAAGCAACAGCAGCUAUCAGCAAUGUAGGAACUGCUAUCAGCAAGAAGUUCGGAGAUAUGAGAUCGCAUUCAAUUGGUUACUCUAUUCGCCAUUCCAUAAGCAUGCCUGCGAUGAGGAAUUCUCCAACAUUCAAAUCAUUUGAGGAGAAGGUUGAGACCACUGUCACAAGCCUUAAGACCAAGGUUGGUGGGACAAGCCACACAGGGGGCAGUUUUGAAGAAGUUCUCAGCUCUACAGCCCAGGCCAGCGCUCAGAGCUCUCUUGCUGGCACCCGACUCCCUGAGAGCGAAGAAGAGCUUCAGUGUUAGACCGCAGGCCCUCCUGAGCCUCACAUGCCUCUCUUCAGAGACUUGCCCAGCCCGUGAUUUUUAGACCUGCCUCACCACCCAACUUGUGCAACAAGGUUUACUCACCUUUGGAAAAUUGCGUCCCUGACCUUGUGCUGGAGAAACGUCUCCUCUCUCUAUUUGUAUUUUGGAUGGGCCAUUUUAUCAUCAGGUACUUUGUACACCAUAGAAACCACAUGCAAGUCAUUGACUUCACAUAGAAUUUAGAGCAUUGUAAGUGACCAAAAUAGUUUUCAUUUCAACAUAACUUCCCUCCAACAAUCUCCCAGUCUCUGUUUCUUAUUACUUUUAGUUGACUGUUUUCUAUCUGUUGGUUUCCAAGUCCCCUCUCAGUGCCACAUCGGGCAGAUGGACCUAGAGCUGUGCAAAGAUUGCUACUGCCAGCAAUAGUCCAUAUACCAGCUGUCUACCAGCCAUACCAGGUACCCUUUGCUCAGGAGUGUCUGUACAUGAUCUGUUUCCUAACGGAAUUAAAAUCACUUGUCACACAAACUUUUUUCUCCUACACUGCUACAGUCUGGCAUUGCCCUCCACCCAUUAGUCAGCAGAGUUAAGGAGGACAGGAGGAGACACCCAGUUAUUCAUAUAGAAACUGAACUGAUCGCAGCUGCUGAUUUAACAUGAUCAUUGUAGCUGGAAAAGCUUCCAUUUAAGAAUAUGUUCCAUUGCUUGCUCUCUGGGGUUUGAUACGACUUGACAGUAUAAGUUAAUUACAAAAGGAAGUGGAGCAGAGGGAACCUCUAAUAUUUUUGCCUCCGUAUCUUUGCUUCAAAAAUAAGGGAAGGUAUAUUUAUGAGCCUCAGUCAAGAUACAGCCUUAAGUGAAGGAACACAAAACCAACAAUUGGCUUAAGACGUGCCAUAGGUUAGAGAGCCCAUGCCUUCAGUCCGCAUUUCAGAGCUGCUAGCAUAAACCCUGUAAUCUUACAAUACACAGGAUGAGCGGGUACUUCACUUUUGGUGUCAAAUUUUGUUGUGCUUCACUCCAGGACAUAAUUCCACCAACCGCAUCUUAUCUGCUUAAUCACCAAGAGCCAGUUCUCUCUCAGCUUUCAUUCAGCAUGUUUUCUUGCAUCCUUUUAUCAUUUUUUCUAAGAGAAGAGCAGCACACUUGUGACACUAUCUUGCUGUCUAGUGAGCCCGUGUCAGUCUGCAUGUUGCAUUACUCAGUUCACCAGACUGAGAUGAGCACAACUUUUAUCGAUAAAGUAUAAACAAGAUGGAAAACAGUCUGGCUACUCUCAAAAUGGAUGCAUUUUUUUGAGCAUAAGCCAAAGCUUCAAAUCAAUGUUAGUGAGUUUGACAUUACAGGCUGCUUAAAAUCUUGUGAGGAAACUUGGCUUUAAGUGAUUUUUUUCCUGUGUGGCUUUUGUUACAGUUUUUACAAAGUUGGAAGUCCUUUUGUAAUGUUCUAAUGGACAUAAGUUAACUUUGGACAUUUAUAUCAAAUGCCUCUUUAGUGUGAUUUUUAGCAUGGAAGCAAACCUAAUUAGGUUUUUUUAGUACAGUUUUCUUGUGACAGUUUGCUAGCUUAUUUUACAUGGUUUUGUGCAUAAAUGUGCAUUUAUUUAAAUAAAAAAGAUAGAUAUUAAUGGUCAACUUAGUUUGUGUAAAUGAAGUUAUUGAUAUUCUUAUUAAAAAUAAAUUUCUCUCUUAGUCUUUUACA